Homarus americanus (American lobster) is the source of this 2968-nucleotide messenger RNA. RefSeq lists its product as uncharacterized. Gene Ontology annotation, cellular component: membrane. Gene Ontology annotation, molecular function: trace-amine receptor activity. Gene Ontology annotation, biological process: G protein-coupled receptor signaling pathway. NCBI's taxonomy places the organism in Eukaryota, Metazoa, Arthropoda, Malacostraca, Decapoda, Nephropidae. The record is from RefSeq and is a predicted model, not a curated record. The transcript has 2 exons. Bases 88 to 2571 code for a protein of 827 amino acids.
GUAACUUGCCAGAGAGAACACUGAGUGGGUGAGUGUACCUACUACACCCGGGGAGUAUUUCUGGUGAUUAUUCCCGUGUCGUCAGUCAUGACCACCAUACAGGGGCGGGGCCUGUUGACCUCACCUCUGCUGCUCCUGCUGGUGUUCUGCUACAGCGACGAGGGGGGACCUCCGAGUACCCAGCAGGGCCUCAUAUCAGCCAGUAAGAGUCAGUCACUUCCCCUGAGGGACACAACCAACCAAGACCACGAGGUUAAGUCUGUCACGCCCGACAACACCGCCAUCUUACUGCCUACUUCACGUCACACGCCAGAUAACCUGAACCAAACUUCUGCCACACACCAACACACAGUCAGUGCACAUCUCACAUCCCAGGAUCAAUCCUCGCAACGUGGCGAUGGUGAGAAAGUUGGUGAUGGGUCAGUGACACCUGCUUCAGGAGGCCGGGAUGAGGAAGUACCUGUGGUGAGUGACAUUGAUGUGGAGGCAACAGUAUCUUCAGUGUAUAACGAUGGUAGUCAGUAUUACCUCAGUGGCGGACUAUCAGCACGAGGCAGGAGAUCCUCGCCCACCGCGGCCCACUACCCGCCAAGCUCACCCUUCACCCAUGACAGCUGGCCCUCCACCCACUACCCACCGGACUCGCCCUCUACCCGUGACAGCUGGCCCUCAACGCUCACCGCUGACACAACACUGAGUCUUGAUGACAUCGUCCAGUCUUGGUCCAGCACCGACCACAUGCUACUCUGUGGUCAUCCUCCUCCAACUUACACGCCACAGUUUCUUGGUCACUCACGAGAAGUUUGUACAGAAAACAGAAAUAAGCCAAAAUCUCUCGGUGCCCCAGACACUCUCAUUAUGUGUUAUGAUAUAUAUUCCUCAAUUUAUGGUAAUAUAGAGAUAAAUUAUAUGAAUUACAUUGUUAAAGAUUUCCUAUUGGAAAUAUAUUUUGAGGAUAAUUUUGUGAAAAUUUGCUUGCCUUUGUUCAGACGAUUUGAUGCGUGUGAAGAGAGAGAACUGUACACUCUGUGCUGGGAAGCUGGAGUUGGCUUUAUACACCAUUUAAACUGUCAAAAUCCUGCCGAAGAGAUGGUAUCUCUUCUUGAAAUUGUUACCACACUUCAAGAAUAUGAUGAAACACUGUGCUUCCAGGAAUUUUGUGACGGAACUCUGGGGGUGAUUGACUCAGAAGUAGCUGGAGUCCCUUUCCGCGUUUUCGAUACUCCUAGAGUAGAUCGUGGACCAUCGUGCUCUUACCUGCACACCAGUGUUAUUCAACUUUUUGAUAUAUACAAUGAAACAUUAUAUAUAACAAGCAACACUCAGUGGCCGUGCUGUUACGCCAUGUUCACGGUGAUGUGGGUCGGUGAUCCUGACGCGCAGGGGCUGAACGGUGCCUGGAGUUACCUGCCAGUGUCUUGUCGGGCAGGGGAGGUGGUGCUGAUGGUAAUGGUGGCGGGCGUGGCGGUGAGCGGGGUGGUGGGGAACCUGGUGGUGGUGGUGGUGGUGAUGCUGAGUGGCGGACACAGAGGUCAGGAGUCCAAUAUGCUCCGGACCUCCCUCGCCCUCGCAGACUUACUCACAUCUCUCUUCGUCGUGGUUCCUUCCCUCUGCCACCAUAUUGCUCCUUUUGUCAGUUCAGUAAAUUUCAGAAAAUUGUCACCAUCGUCAACUCACUACUUCAUUGUUGGAAGUGUUUCAAACAUUACGUUACUGUCUAUGGACGCAAUUAUUCAUGUUGAUGCCAAACAUGGUUACCUUCUGUUUCAGUCUGUGUUAUUUAGCACGUGUUCCAUCGUGUCUGUGUUGACACUCUUCAUGUUAAGUUUGGAGAGGUUCAUCCUCACUGGACGACCGCUUCACUACCAGGAAUAUUUCACAGUGGGGAAGGUACAGGUGAUCAUUGUUAUUUCCUGGAUAAUGAGCUUCAUUGAUGCUUUAAUGUUCGCUGCUCGCCGCGACGGUCACCUGGGGGCACGAUGGUCAACCUUCAACAAGCUGCCAACAGGUGACUCGGGUGAGCUGCCAGACGGUAUAAGUUAUGCUUUCGUGCAAAGUUCGCGGAUUGCACUACUGAAUAUAGCAGGAGUUUCUACCGUAAUAUUUUCGUUGUUGUCAAUCAGGAACUUCGUGAAGGAACAGAAGCGGGUGGCAGCAGAGUGGAAGAGUUUGAGUCUGAAGGUGGGGGGGCGGUAUGAAGAGGAGACCCGCUACAUAAUGGUGACUAUGUUGCUCAUGUUGAUGUUGUUUCUUGUGUCCAGCGUCCCCUUAAUGGUCGAAGUAUAUUUUAGAACUUUCUCUCAUUUCUUUCACUAUGAUGCUGUGUACUCUUAUCUGGCCUGGUGGAUGUUUGUGGCGGGGUCAGCGUGGAACCCUUGGCUCUAUAACCUACGCAGUCAUCAGUUUAGGAGCGACUUUAGUGAGACGCUGAGGAAACUUGUGCCAGAGAGACUCAACAAAAGGUUACGGAAGUACGUCACUCACUCACAGCUGUGGAACAAUUCUAGUGACCUUGAUAACCAGGAUAGACUGAUGAAACUCUUGGACAAGUUGGGACCAAAAAUGGAGUGAAAGAUGGCGGUGAUCAGAGACUAAGACUUGAGAACAGAGAGUGUUAAUUAUAGUACUGUGUUACACCUUAAUAUGUUCUUGUGUUCAUACUUCAGAGGUUACUAAAUGUAUGUUUAGAUAUUUAUGAACAUCUUCAGUAAUGGGUGUACAAAUUAUUUCGUUAAAAGGUCACAUUGGUCUGCACGAUUCUGAAUUGUAAACUGUGUUGCAAAUAUUAUGCCAAACUUACAUACAAAAAAAUAUUGACAAAUUCACAAUAAAACUAACUUUUGAAAAAGCUUUUGUUUGAAGAACUUUGUUGGCAUGAGACAGAGUGAGACUUAUGACCUGUGUCCUUGUACACUUAUUCAUGUUUAAUUCAUGUAUUACAGUAUCAUUAUCAUUAUUAUUAUUAUUG